This is a messenger RNA of Desarmillaria tabescens, 1038 nucleotides long. Its product is annotated as beta-lactamase-like protein. Bases 1 to 1038 code for a protein of 345 amino acids. NCBI's taxonomy places the organism in Eukaryota, Fungi, Basidiomycota, Agaricomycetes, Agaricales, Physalacriaceae. The transcript has 5 exons. The record is from RefSeq and is a predicted model, not a curated record.
AUGUCUUCAUUCAUCGAUCUUGGCAUCCCACCUUCCCAAUCCACUGUGACUGUUAAAGCUAUCGACGUUGGCGCACCAUCAUCAAUGUUACCUGCUGCAUUCGUCAUUGAGCCGGUGCUUCCAGGUUAUGAAACAAUUCAAUCGCCCAUCUACGCCUUCUAUAUUGAGCACGCCUCAGGGAAACGAUUAAUGUUCGAUCUGGGACUGCGGAAGGAUCCGAUGAGCCUUCCUCCCAUAGUCCAGCAGCUAGCAGCACUGUGGAAGAGCCAAGGAUUCAUACUGGAUUUUGCCGACAAAGACGUUUUUGACAGGCUCCAGGAGGGUGGGUUUGACCCGGCGACUAUUGAUACAGUUAUUUGGAGUCACGGUCAUUUCGAUCAUACUGGUGAGAUGUCCAAGUUUCCAGCUAGCACCGAGCUAGUCGUUGGACCUGGUUUGGAUAUGCGCACAUACCCGACCACGCCGGAGUCUCAUCUCUUUGAGUCGGAUUUUGCAGGCCGCAAAGUAACUGAGCUUGACCUUAAUGAUUUCAACCUCGCUAUCGGCGACUACGAGGCGCUCGACUACUUCUCUGAUGGUAGUCUCUACAUCCUGAAUUCUCCUGGCCACCAAGUUGGGCACAUCACCGCCCUUGCACGAGUCACUCCGACGUCAUUCGUCUUACUCGGUGGCGACUCCUGCCAUCAUGUCGGUCAGCUGCGACCUACAGCCGAUCUUCAUACGCACUUCCCCUGUCCUGGUCAUGUCCUCCAGUCCUUCAGAGGCCGUUCCAUUACAUCGUGUACCACCCCCCUCCUUGCUCUCCCAUCAGAACAGUCGGCGUAUGCAGAUCUGGAAACGGCUCGUAAUACAAUCAUCAAACUGGGGAAGCUGGAUGCGAGUCCGGAUAUUCUGGUUAUAAUUGCGCAUGACGCUACUAUUCCAGGGGUGAUCGAUGAAUUCCCGGAAAGUUUGAACAACUGGAAGGCGAAGGGGUGGAAAGAGAAGUUGACGUGGGCAUCCUUGGAGAGGGGCAGUCCAGCGUUUAGAUUCGCAUAA